GUUACAUUUUGUACAUUGGUCGUCUAAAAAACUAACAAAACAAUCACAACUAACCUUAUUGGAAUUGGUAUUUUGUACAUUGUGUUUUUGUGGUGUUCAGUUAUGUUUGUUUGAAAUUGUAUUUUUGGAUCAAAUAAUUAUGGUUAACUGCACUAAAAACAUCAUGUGUCGCUGUAUCAUACACGAAAAACGAAUCAUACAAAAACUUCACGUGAUAUGAACAUUUACAUCACGUUUGAUUCAUCCUUUGGCUAUUAACAGAAAUUUGGUAUGUUAUUUUGAUGCCUGAACAUUGAGUUUGAGUGAAAUUAACACCAAAUUGCAUGGGAAAACUAUAUUUCCUUCCAAUUUUAUAUAUAUACACUCGAAACUGGGGUACAUUCCGAUAUUUUGUUACAAUUUUGUUUUGUUCAUAUAUUUGAACAAUACGUGACACAAAAUUACACAUCCUUUACCCUAUGACAGCGUAGAUGCCUCGCUUAGCACUCGAAUAAAACUUAGUUCUAGAUAUCUUUGAGUUUACAGUACAUUAAUUUAUUCAAACAUAACUUUAUGAUCAUAUGAGAAAGUACUCUUUUUGGCUUUAUUUAAAAUUACAAAACAAGGUAUAUUGGAAAUUAUACUUUUAAGGGGUUUCUAGAAUUUUUCUCAUACGAUCAUAUAAUCAUUACUCCAGAUUGAGUCAUAGACAAGUCAUUUGUUACACCUUGAGAUCAUACAUAGUAUAUCAAAGAUCAGAAAUGAUACAUCUAGACUAAGACAGUGUCGGUGCUGGCAUGUAAGUGAAUGUGUUGCCCAAUACAUGAAUCAUUCGGCACUUACAACAAGUGUGAUACAUAUGUCAUUUUCUUUUAUAUGGCUAAGACUUCGUUCAUAAAUACUACUGCACGCUAUACGUAUAUAAGUAGUAAUAAUGAGUGACUAAAAACAGGAAACGGUUCUUAUAAACUCUUAAAAAAUAUGCCCAUAUUUCGAAAAGUGCUGCUGUUCUCAGUGGCUAUUUUGGUUGGAAAUAAAUUUAAGAGGAUACUCAUCAAGUCACUUUAACUUAAAUAUAAUCAACAUGCCUGGUAGCAUGUAUGUAUAAACAAUAUAAAAAAUGUUUGCAUUUUUGAAUAUCUGUAAAAAAAUUCUAAAAAUAUAAACAAAUCGAUAAUCCGUUGAAAUUAAGCAAAAUAGAACUACGGGUGAGUUGACUCCGCUGCUUGACAAUACAACAUCUGCGGUAACAGUUCACAGUGUAUACAUUCGAUGAACAAUGUUUUGACCUUAUGUGCUUUUUGGUACAUGUGAAAAAGAACUGAAUAAUGGAUCUUGUUGAGCACAGAACCUUAACAGAAUAUCUGUUGUGUUAAAUCCAUCACCUGGGAAGUACUGACCCAAAAAGAGAUACUCUUUUGCAGUAGUAUUUCGAAUCAUGAAACGUUGUCUUAGUCCUGUUCCAUUUGUAUUUGGUUUGUUUUGUUUGAUCAUCGUAUGUUUCGCCGAGCUCAGGUGCCAGCUAUAUCACUGGCGUACGAAGAGGCAGAAUCAGAUAUAAUGAAGCGACGACCUAGAAACCCUUUCACUGAUAAACUGGUCAACGAAAGGUAAUCGAUAGUCUCACCGUCUAUCUUACCUGAUUAUUUUCGGGUAUCUUCCAUCUAUGGAUGUUGUUUCUCCAGGUUAAUUAGCCUUUACUUUCGAUUAAAAGUUUCAUGAGCUCUAUCGAUAUUCAUAUCACUACUUUCUCGUUGAAAACAUUUGGAUAUUGCCUCCCUAUCCGACUAUACACUCGAGCAAGUUCCGAGGGUCUCAAGUCCGGGGCUCCCACUGUAAGAAUAAAUUAAAUGACGAUCCUAGAACAAAGUAAAAACCCUUCCAAAAAAGAUUAGCUUCAAAAUUGAACCUACCAAAAUUCAAAAAUACCUAUAAUAGUCUUCUACCAUUAAAAAACAUGUUCCCUGUUUGCUCCAGUUUUGAUUGAAUAACAUUUUGAAUUAUUUCUAAAUUUAAAUGUCAUUUGUUAAGUAAUACGACUAUCCCUUAGAUAUUUGUUAGCUAUUUUAUCGUUCGGUUAUGUAUAUUACAGAAAAAUGUUUAUUACUAUAUAUUUUGUAUGUCGGAUCUGAACACUCAUGGAACAUUUAAUCAGUAUAGUUAUAAAGCAAUUGCUGAAUUACCUGGAGUUCAUAUGCCAAUGCCGUCUGAAUUCACUUACAUUGUCACUCUACAAAAGAUAAUAACCAGCAGUAAAUACUUGCGUCAAUCAACCAUAUGUUAAUACUGAUGUUAUAAGAAUUGAUGUAACUCUGAGGUAGUGACCAAAUAAGUCAGUGAGCAUGAACUAGUUUUCAACUCACACGAUUUCCUUCCCUCAUACUCGUACAUGGAUAAACUAUUCAAAAAGACAAACUUUUUUGGCCAAUAUAUAUUUUUGUUGUAGUUCAUUGAAGGCAUUUCUAAAUUCUUUCUUUAUCGUCGAAGUUUUAUUUUUUUUUUCGCUGAAUUUAUAUUAUGGGAACAUAUAAAAUGUAUUUCUAGUCAAGCGCCUACAAGUUUGAUAGAGCCAUCUUGGUUGCACAACCUCCCAGAUUCUUAUACAUCUCUAUCAAUUUACAUGGUUUUUGUAUUUUGCAAUAGACGAUUUGAAAAGCUAAUUUGUCUACCACUUUUGUUGUCAACUAUACCUAUUUUUUUAAUUGAUCAGUGCAAGAAUGCAAUAUGCAGUGAGUUGUAAGUGAUUUCAAAGGAUUUUGGAGCAACAACUUUGUAUCUUUCUUGGACGAAACUGCCUCGAAUGUGAACUCGGCUGUGUAUUUUCUGUUUUCUUCUCUGUAUUUCUGUCCAUCUUUUGUAAAUGUGGGAUUGCGACACUUCUGCUCUCCUGUGUUUUAUCAUCCCAUCCACCAUUUUUUCAACACCUUACAUUUCACUUCGCUUCACAAGCUGCCAUUGAAUUGAAGCAUAUCCUGAAAACGUAGUGAGUUUGGAACAGUGAUGAAAUUUACAACUUUUCUUUCACUAGUUGGCUAUAGCUGAAACAAUUGAAGGACACUUUGCGCCUAAUUAGUAUUAUACAAAAUUCAAUCGAGAUAUCUCCACCUACUACCAAACGAAUUCCCUUGCGAAUUGCAUACUGGCCGUUUCAUUGCCUUUUUCAUUUUAAUUGAUUCUAAGCAUAACUGUAUAUCUGCAGUAAACACUAUUUUGGACAAGAUUUCGUUAGACAGAAUAGGCUGGUAUGUAGCUUUUAGUUACAAAAUUGUUUAUAUGAACUUACUUGUGAGUAUAUAUCAAACGUUUUAUCACUGUUUCGGACUUCAUACCAAUUCAGUCUUGCUAUACCGCUUUCUACUCACCCAAAAAAACCUCAUAUCUAAAAGUACCUAUGUGUAUACACGGUAAGUAGUACCAUUUGUGAACGUAUCUAAAUAUGUAAAUCUAUAUUCAACACAAAAAUAAACUACCCUCUGCGUUCCUAACUUGCAAAUAACUAAUUUUCACUGUGUUAAUGUUGAUCAAGUUAAAUUUUGUUAAUUCAAUAGUAGUUGGUAUAAGUCUAACCACCAGAAUUUUGUGACCUAGAAUAACGAUACAAAUACAAAUUUCAUACAAAAGUGGAAAAUAUUGUCAUAGAGUGAAAGUUAUUUUAAAUCCUUGAUACUGUUGCUUCGCUUGUGCACCACAUUUCCAUUCCAUUAGUACACUACAGGUUAAAUAGCUUUUGUUUUGCUGUGAUGGAUACUUUUUGCAAAAGCUUUUUCCUAAUCCUCCCUCUACACACUAUUAUGGACAUUUUGAAUACUACCAGAUCCACUACACGGUACUGUGGAUAUUUGUAGUUGCCUCAUAUACAGUCUAUCCAUCUUCGAUUGGAAAAACGUUUGACUACUGAUUUGCGAUUGAUUUAAAACACAAAAUCUCAUUUUUAGAUAAAAUAUUCAAUUUUACAUCAGUUGUCUCUCUUGAGAAAAUUUUGUUAUGACAACUCUUUUGGAGAAAAAUCUACUUCAAAUAUACAAGUUAGUGAAAUUUGACAGAAAAUUGUAAGUAGUAUAUUGGAUGAGGAAUGAAAUUUUACCACAAUAUUAUCUGGAGAGUAUCUAUGACUUUUUGAUACCUUUAGAUGUGUUUCCUACCCUACGAAUAUUGCCGUUGUUUUGUUUUUUAAUCAUCUUGUGUUUCUUCUCACCUCACGGUCUCAAUGAUCUUCGAACGUAAACAAAGGGUUGAUGUAAAAAAAAAUUGUGGAAUAAAAUUCCUAUAUGCACACGUACGAGGUUGAUAAGACUUGUCACCCAGUGAACUGCUCGUAUUUUUUAAGAUGAAUAUACUGGAUAUUAAACCAUACUGCAUUGGUUUAACAGUUGAUCGGUUAAACCAAUAUUCUGUAUUGAGGCUUAUCGUUAUUACUAUCCACGUACCGCUAUACCCAAUAAUCAAAAAAUUCUAGUUACAAAUCAUAUAUGAACAAACAACCUAAGAAACAGUCGACUAAUAUAAUUAAUAGUAACGUAUUACGUGCAUGUUGUUGCGCGUCCAUCAGACAUUGACAUCUCUGUCCUAAUCUAACUUGUGUGCGUGUUUUGCGUGCGUUCCUCUGUAUAGGUGCCUGCUAUAUCUCUGGCUUAUGAAGCUCCGGAGUCGGACAUUAUGAAAAGACAACCUCGCGACCCCUAUAGGGACAAUCUGGUUAACCGUAGGUUGAUCUCGAUGGCUUAUGGACAGAUCGGUAUGAUCCAAGCUGCUGCAGGAUUCUUCGUCUACUUCGUUAUCAUGGCUGAGAACGGGUUCUUGCCGAUGAAACUGUUCGGCAUCCGUAAGCAAUGGGACUCGAAAGCUGUUAAUGAUUUGACUGACUCGUACGGACAAGAAUGGACAUACCGCGACAGAAAGACCCUAGAAUACACAUGUCACACCGCAUUCUUCGUGUCCAUCGUAGUGGUGCAAUGGGCGGAUUUGAUCAUCUGUAAGACGCGUCGUAACUCUAUCGUCCACCAAGGUAUGCGCAACUGGGCGCUGAACUUUGGUUUGAUCUUUGAGACAGCUUUGGCGGCAUUCCUUUCAUACACGCCUGGUAUGGAUAAAGGGCUGCGCAUGUUCCCGCUCAAAUUCGUGUGGUGGCUUCCGGCCAUUCCAUUCGCUCUUGCGAUCUUCAUCUAUGAUGAAGUGAGGCGGUUCUACUUGCGUCGCUGCCCAGGAGGAUGGUUGGAACAGGAGACCUACUAUUAAGUUCUUACUAUAUCAAGUGUACUACUGCCACCAGUCGGGUGGACGAAGCCAUGGCUUCAUGGCUACAUCAGAAGCCAUGGUUGACGAGCCCCCAUCUCGUAGUGUUUUUUCGAUAGGGACACGCCUACAAACACGACAAAAUCUGAUAGAAGGAGUAGGUUUCUUUUUUUGUUUUAACUCGUUUUAAUGUAAGGUCGUUUACCAAAACACAAGUGGAAGCGUAGCAGGUUUGAGGUUGUGAUUUUCUUUGGUCCAUUAGUUAUAUUCAAAGAUCGAGCAAAGUGACAUAUUGGUUCCAUUUUGAAACUGGUAAAUAUGUAAAUCGGUAUUCCUUCCUGUCGUAUAUACCGACAGAUGUUUGUACUGCGAAUUAACUCGGUAUUCUUGGGUUGUUGCCUUCAGAUUGUCUUGAUAAGAAAGAUUCAUCAAGGUUAUUCAGCAUUGCGAUUACAGAACUGUUUUGGAACCUGGAUAUUUUGACAAUUUAUGAAACUAUAUCCUAUAACACCAUUGUUCCGGAAGCUACAAGAAAAUAUGGACAAAGUCAGUGUGAGUCAUUUUUAUUGAGUUUUCUACUCAUAUUCUAGUAUCUCAAAGCUGCAGUUUCCACAAAAUAGCCACUCAGAAUUCAAACAUUAUGAAAAAAAUACUCCUCCAUAAGCUUGACUUUGAUGUAUGCUAGUUUUCCAUCAUGGUUAUUUUUGUAAGCUUUACUUAUUUUAUAAGAAUUGAAAACAUUUUAUACACAUUUUAUUUGUGAAUAUUUCUUUUUUAUAUGCCGCUUGUCUUGGAAUGGAUGCCUCGAGUCUAUUGUGCUUGUUGGGAACACAUAACACGUGAAAUUUGACAACGAAUGCUAAUGAUGGAAAACAGUGUAUGCCAAAAACUAAGAAAAUUGUUUUUUUUUUGUGAAAAAAAAAUGGAAUCAUCGAAUAAUCAAUAUGAUUCUAUUCAAUGUAUAUGUUCUAACAUCAACAUAAGUCAUUUUUAAUUUUUGAUAUGAAUAAAUUUAUUACCUAAAAUUAAGUGACACUUUAUUAUAGGGAUGAUCGCGAUGAUAUGAUGAACCUAUACAGUAUCUUUAGUCAGUGCUCGUCAUGUUGUAUGCAAAUGUACGAAAUACUUAUAGUAAUUUGUAUAAUGUUCUGUGAGCACGAUUUCAAAGUGAAGCGAUAUCGAACUUUCUCGAAUUCAUGUUCCGUUCGGCGGUUGCAAUGAAAUUAUUUUUUCAUCGAAGUGAUUUUAUGUCUGCUCCUUCUAUCACCCAAUUUGUCGUUCCGAUGGAAAAGUCGUAGUUGCACUUCCUUGUCGAGCGUUGUACAAAUAAUGUUGCUAAUUAUUAUAGUAAAUUCGCUGCUUUUAAGCGGUCUAUAUAUGGUUAUAAUUUUUUGGGCCGGGGUAUUCCCUAGGUCGUGUUUUAUUGAUGAUAUUUCUGUAUUGGUUCUGUAACAGGUAGAGGUCUCGUGAGAGCAGGAUAACACAAUAUAUAAACACACGUACACAUACAUGCAACCAACAACAAACUAAAACAUUGUCGGAAUAAUAAUUCAGUAGGUUAAAAGUGGAUUGAAAAUACUGGUAGAGGAUGAGCGAAAUAAUAUUUUGGGUAGUCAGUAUCUAACAGAUCUCGUUAGCAGUAACAUACGAUAAGUGAAGCUAUUCCUUCACAUUCGUGCUUCAUUACAGAAAUGGAAUACUGCUUGACAAGCAGGGUAAUUUAGAUGUCCAGUGAAGUUGUAUUUAUUGCAUCAUUUUGGUUCCAUCUAAAGUUUCUUUUACCAUUCGGAGACAAUGCUGUCGGAAUAAAUAAGUUGGGAAAGCAAUUGAAUGUUUGGACAGAGAUAUCAAGUGAAUUGUAAUCACUGUUGAGAUUAUCAUCAAAUUGAGCAUAAGGGAGGAUUAUAUCCAGGUUUGACAUUAUGUGGGGUUAUUUUCAUACAGACUGGUAAUGAAGUAUAUGGUAUUGUUGAAUAGCAGUUUCAUUCCACUUUAAACCUAUCAAACUAUUAUAGAAUAAUUAGUUGCAAUAGUGGUUUCAUACAUUCCAGUUGAAAACUACAGUUGCCUUAGCGCUAUCGGAUGCGAGUUUUUUCGAAGCCUUGAGGCGCGACGUUUUAAUAAAGGGCGGCAGUCUAUGCCGAGUUCUCUGUUGAAGGACAGUCGCCCUUACACCGCGUCCCUGGGCAUCGUAGUGUCGAAUCCAUAUUAGUGUUUCGGAAAAGAGAACUACAUCAAACCAAGAAUCUGACCAUUUAUCGAGUAACUAUUAUCUAAAAUUUAUAAAUAGAUCAAAACAAAAUCGCUAUAGGUUUAAAGGAUCCCCAGACCCACGCGAUGUAUUCUCGCGAAAUUUGCUGCAAAUAUUUGAGGGAUUUUUCAAAUCAAAGCGAAAAGAUCGCAGUGGAUGACAGUAAACGGUGUGAGAGUGUCGCUUUUAAACCAAAUUAAAAUAUGAACUCUUCAGAUUAAGAAGACGUAAUUCCAUUUCUCGCUUUGGGGGAGGACAUACGAAGUAGGUAUGUAUUUCUACGAAAUAUAUACGUCUUAGAUAAUCUAGAUCCAUUAUAAGCCUUUACUAACUUCGAAAAUGAUUCAAGACGUGCAAUGAAUCUGGCAUUUUAUACACGAGAAAGAAUUGUUGAGUACUUCAACUCAUACUAUUUUUGGUCAAGAUCAGCUUAGCUAUGCCAAUCAUAAAUAAUAUAACAUAUUAUAAUACACCUAUAUCAUCGCAAAUUUUGUCUUUGUUACGAACAUUUUUAUAGACCUCGUUACUUAAGUGGUAAAGAAUUGGAAAUUGUUUAAUUAUUUCGAGAAGUUUUUCAGUAUUUGCCAUUGCGACACCGAAUAAAAACCUUACAAGCAGCGAAUUAAAAUUUAGACGCUGUACUGUCGCACAUCUCAUCGCGAAACUGACGCACUGGUCUGUUCUUGUUUAUUUACUUCUACGAGAGUAGUCUCUGAGCGACAUUAUCAUCGCGAAUUAAUCGCAGUCGCCGCGAAAUAUUCGCAUCGGUCUGGGGGAUCCUUAAUAAUAGUGCAGUACUGUGUAGUGGGAUAUGAUACCAGAUCUUAGUAAUAUUGGUGCCAUUAAAUGUAAUUCGCAAAGUUUCGAGAAACUGGUGGAACCAAUCUUUUUGGGACAGGGUAAGUUCAUUGUUUCUAAAACACUUGAGUAGAAUGGAGUUCCAUGAUUUCAGAACUAUCGAUAGUACUGUACUUGCUUGAGUGGAGUGGAUAUUUCAACUUUUUAUAAAGUGAAGGAAAGCACAAGUUCUUUGUGAACAUGCUUUUUGCCUGCAAACGUCUCUAUACGGGAUUUGGUAUUUCAAAAAUAUCCGUGAAUAAUGAACUGGUUUGUCUUUGAAAGUGCGAACAUGGAUUGGACAAUACGGUACAUUGAAUGAAUGGUAUGUUUAUAGUAUUAUUUAGGCUUUUAAAAAAAACAAAUAUAGGUUAGCUAGACAUAAACUGUGUUGUUAUAACGUAUUAAGUGUCAAUCAGUCGUGCUCAAUACACAACAUGACUACUUCUAUUUAUCACGAUUGUAAACGUUCAUUUUUUUGUUUUUGUAUAUACUUUUUGUCAUUGCAGGAAGUGAAGUUUUUUCCAUUUACAUAGCGCUUAGGUUGAAGGAAGGACAAUACAUAGCUUUUUAUUUGACUGUGGAUAAAAGCCAACUGUCAUCCAUAUUUAUCUGGAAAAUAGAAUCAUUUACGGCCAGUAAAUAUUUAUGGUCGUUAUUUUUUGCAUUGGAAUUAUUUUAUGACAGAUACUAUCACACGUCAGGUCAGGAUCAUGUUUUUGUGAUAUAUUUUGCAUGCCAAAAGAACGGAGUUUUAACAAAUUGCAGAAAACGUAUUGUAUUGUUCUCUCGUCAAACAGUGUGUAACAUUACACAAUAAAGUUCUGCUUCAGUAGAGCGUUCUAUCAUGAAUUUAAAUGUAGAGCCCUGGUCAAAGAUCAGAGGACCACAGUAUUGUUAUCUGAUUGUAAAUAUUUCUUAAGUGAAUCACUUAAUUAUUUUUUGCUUGUGUUCUUUUCACAUUCAUGUUUUAGUAUAUAAUAAAGCUGUAUAAAUUUGGGUUUUAAUAAAAUGGAUGAUAGUGUUA
This is a messenger RNA of Acanthoscelides obtectus, 9326 nucleotides long. Lineage: Eukaryota; Metazoa; Arthropoda; Insecta; Coleoptera; Chrysomelidae. The record is from the annotation of a GenBank genome assembly.